This is a messenger RNA of Dermatophagoides farinae (American house dust mite), 1374 nucleotides long. RefSeq lists its product as uncharacterized. The record is from RefSeq and is a predicted model, not a curated record. Lineage: Eukaryota; Metazoa; Arthropoda; Arachnida; Sarcoptiformes; Pyroglyphidae.
CAAUUAGGGUAUUUAUAUAUAUUCAUUCAUUAUCACUUGUAUUAUUAUAUAAUCCAAUUCAUUCACUAUUGAACGUAUGAUAAUGGAUGAUCAAAUAACAUUACAUUCGAUUGAUGAAAACACUAUGAAUCAACAAGAUUAUGAUAGUAUUGUAUUUGAUGAUGAUGAUGAUGAAUUGACUAAACAAAAAUUGGAUCAUUCCAAUGAUAUGAUGAUGAUGAUGAUUCCGAAUGAUGAUGAUGAUGAUAAACAACAUGGACAACAAUUAAUGUUUAUGAAUAAUCCACAACAACAACGACGGCCAAAUUUAGUCCAUUCGGUCAGUAUCAUUGUUGAACCAGCAGUUAAUGUUGAUGUUGAUGAAGAAACAAAUGAUGAUGAUAGCUUUAAUGAUGAUGAACUACGUAUAUCACCGAUACGUAUAAGUGAACGUCGAAAAACGAUUGCCGGACCAAUUUCAGUAUUUGAAGAUCUUUAUUAUGAUCAGCCUAAAAAAGCUAAAGAAUAUGAUGAUGUGGUUCAAUCGUUAAUUACAUCAGCUCGAUUACGGAAAGAAGAAUUUGCACGAUUGCUUGAAGAACAUGAUCAAAUUGUCAAAGAGAUUCGUAAAGCUGAAACGAAUUUAAUAUAAAAAAAUUAAAUGAAGAUGAAUCAUAUCUAAUCAUUCAUAAGAAUAAUUAUCAUCAUUAUAAUUUCUAUGAAUCAUAAAUCUAAAAUAAUCAUCGAAUUCUAAUGAAUUCUAUGGCAACCGAUUCAAGAAACAAUUUAGAUAAAUAUCAAAUUAGAAAUGAAGACCAAGCUGUUUAAUGGCAUCAAUAUACAUUCUUAUUCGCCUAUUUUCAUUAAUGCCUGUUCAUUUGAAUAUCAAUUUGGAUCAUUCAUUUUUUCAAAUUUAGAGAUGUUAUAUUAUUAUUAACACACAUCAUUUCUAAUCAUCAGAUCUGAUAAACCAAGAGCUUUUCAGCCUUGUGAAAAAUUAUCAUUUGUCCGUUCAACCUUUUUUUUUGAUUCAACAAUCAAUAUAACUAAUGAACAAAUUGUUUAAUCGUUUUACCCGUAUUUUUUUUUUUUUUUUUUUGAUGAAAAGUUUCUUUACCUAAUUCUACUUUUUGUUUCCACAAUUUAUUAUACGUGCAUUGAUUCAUUUAAAUUGUAUUUUUAUUUAUUUAUUUACAGAAAAAAUAAUCUAAUGAAUUACAAAUCAUUUAAUGACAGCGACAAAAAAAAAACCAAAACAAAAUUCCAUUGUUUAUCCAUAACCAAAUGAACGAGCUUCAAUUUUUUUUUCAUCUUUAUUUUCGGUUUCCGGUACACGAUCAAUCCACAGAACUAUCCAAGAUUUCCAAUUCAAUAAAAGUAAUUGUAUUUUCUUUC